This is a messenger RNA of Sorghum bicolor (sorghum), 2024 nucleotides long. RefSeq names its product adenine nucleotide transporter BT1, chloroplastic/mitochondrial. The record is from RefSeq and is a predicted model, not a curated record. The transcript has 4 exons. Gene Ontology annotation, biological process: transmembrane transport. NCBI's taxonomy places the organism in Eukaryota, Viridiplantae, Streptophyta, Magnoliopsida, Poales, Poaceae. Bases 452 to 1711 code for a protein of 419 amino acids.
ACUAGUCACUGCUCAAGAAAAAAAAAGCAACAAAAGUGCGUCGUGGUGGUGCUGCCGGUUUUGACUGCCUACCUGACCCGCCACUCCCGCAUUCCUUCUCCUCUCAGGCGGUGGUGGCGGCGGCGGCGGCAGCCAAGAAACGCAAGGCGAGAUUGAUUCUUUACCAACUGUAUCGCCAUUCAUUCCUGCUCAUUGGGCGUGGGGUUCCAACCUAGAAAUCGGUCCUUUUCCGCGCUACUAGUGGGCAGUGGAUUCGGAUGGGAGCCGCUGAAAAAUAGCACCUUUUUCUGCCCCAAGAUGCCUGUUUCCGCUUCUUUUCCACGCCACACCUUUUGAAUCCAUUGCCGUCACCUCCACUUUUGCAGCACUAGUUGUUUCUCCGCCUGUGCUUUGGAGUUUGGAGGGGGCAGAGAACACUAUCCUGUCGAUUCAGGAAAACAGGCCGAGCCUAAUGGGCAGGAAGAGCGGCGGCGGCGGCGGUGGCGCGCGAUUGCAAUGCGCCGAGGCCAAACCGGCGGCGGAUUGGAGCUGCUGCUUCCUGGCCCUGCCACCGGCAGCGGCAGCGGCAGCACCGUCCUGUGCGGAUGGCGAUGGUGGUUUCAACCUCUCCUGGAACCUCCACCAGUCCUUCCACCCGCCGGCCGGCCUCUUCGCCAGCAUGGGCCAGCAGGUUGGGGUUGGCUUCCCGGGGGCUUCGUCUAGGUCCCCGUCGCCGGAGACACCACGGGACCCGUACAUGAAGUACGUCUCGCCGCCGGAGGUUGUUGAGACACCUCUGCCGGGGGAAGGUGUGGUGGGGUUGAAGGACAAGGGGCAGAAGAAGAAAGUCGUGAAGCUCAAGAUUAAGGUUGGGAAUCAUCACCUCAAGAGGCUCAUCAGUGGGGCAAUCGCAGGCACUGUGUCAAGAACUGCUGUUGCACCUUUGGAGACGAUCAGGACGCAUCUGAUGGUUGGGAGUAAUGGGAAUUCGACAACGGAGGUGUUCCAGUCUAUCAUGAAGCAUGAGGGAUGGACUGGCUUGUUCCGUGGUAACUUUGUUAAUGUCAUCCGGGUAGCCCCAAGCAAGGCAAUCGAGCUUUUUGCCUUUGAUACAGCUAAUAAAUUCUUGACCCCCAAAUCUGGGGAGGAGCGGAAGAUCCCAGUCCCUCCUUCACUAGUGGCUGGAGCAUUUGCAGGUGUUAGCUCAACACUGUGUACAUACCCUCUGGAAUUGAUUAAGACACGGUUAACUAUACAGAGAGGUGUGUAUGACAACUUCCUUGACGCAUUUGUCAAAAUCGUCCGUGAUGAAGGGCCUACUGAACUCUACCGAGGCUUAACCCCAAGUCUGAUUGGAGUGGUGCCAUAUGCUGCAACCAACUACUUCGCUUAUGACACCCUGAAGAAGGUGUACAAGAAGGUGUUCAAGACAAAUGAGAUUGGCAACAUUCCAACACUGCUCAUCGGGUCUACUGCAGGAGCUAUCUCAAGCACAGCGACAUUCCCUCUUGAGGUCGCACGGAAGCACAUGCAAGUUGGAGCUGUCGGUGGCAAGAAGGUUUACAAGAACAUGCUUCAUGCCCUCCUGAGCAUUCUUGAGGAUGAAGGGGUUGGGGGCCUGUAUAGAGGGUUGGGGCCAAGCUGCAUGAAGUUGAUGCCUGCUGCUGGGAUUUCGUUUAUGUGCUAUGAGGCUUGCAAGAAGAUUCUGAUCGAAGAAGAAGAGAAUGAGUGAAUUGUGUGCGGCGGAUGCAUUACCUCAUUAGAGCUCAGUUUUGCGACAUCCUGACAGCAGGCAGCUUUCAUUUCUUUGAAUCGAGUGGUGCUGGAGCUGUUUGAAGCUCAAGACUCAGGUUACUGCUGCAGUCAGCAGAAGUUCUUAACCUGCUUUUGCAUUUAGUUUGAUCUGAUAAAUUCACUUCUUUUUCCCAGAUUUACUUUUCGGUACCACUUAUGUUGAAAACAUGCCUUUCGAAACUCAUUACUGGGAUGUAUGAAAACAUUCAGAUGACAUAGGCAAUCAUAAUUCACAAGUGGUGAAGCUGCAA